CAAAUGUUUAUCAGCUUUUCAAGUGUUUUGUCAUAAAAAUCAAGUUUUAAUUGAAAUUAAAUUACAAUUAAAUCCAUAAAUAAAUUGCAAUUAAUUUAUACUCAAAGCCAUUAUCACUGAAAACAUGUCUUUCUUGCGAUUUGUGGCCAAAAGUGGCUGUAGUCCACUGAUUACCAGACAAUUAUCACUGCAAUCGAUGGCGUGUCUCACGAGGAGUUCAUCACCAAAACUGUUGGCCACCAACGCCUGCAUUCACACCACGAAUACCAACAACGGAUCACUGGAUGGCCGCCAACCCCUACUCCAGCGACAACUUCUUCAGCAGUUGUCCACUCGAUUGCUGUCCUCCUCAGCAUCGGGUGCGGCCGCACAGGGAAGUCAUAACCACUCGAAACUCUGGUCACUGGAGCGGUACGUGUCGUUGGGGCUGUUGGGUGUCAUACCGGCGGCGCUGGCAGUGCCCAACCCGGCCCUCGACUACCUGUUGGCCCUAUCGCUGGUCAUUCACGUCCACUGGGGUCUGGAGGCCAUUGUCGUCGACUACAUCCGGCCCUCUAUUUUCGGGUCAGUCGUUGCGAAGUUGAUGGUCGCCUACGUAUACAUGCUGUCCAUCGCAGCACUGGCCGGCCUUUUCUACUUCAACUACACGGACGUGGGCUUAGGUGUGGCCAUCAGAAUGGCCGCUAAAAUAUGAGAUAAUGUCAGACCACCGAUGAAUGUAUUAAUAAACGAUUGAUUGUAAUGGAAAUUAUUUUUAGGUUUAGAUUUUAG
Messenger RNA from Oppiella nova, 771 nucleotides. The record is from the annotation of a GenBank genome assembly. NCBI's taxonomy places the organism in Eukaryota, Metazoa, Arthropoda, Arachnida, Sarcoptiformes, Oppiidae.